This is a messenger RNA of Patella vulgata (common limpet), 2679 nucleotides long. RefSeq names its product tubulin beta chain. Gene Ontology annotation, molecular function: structural constituent of cytoskeleton; GTP binding; GTPase activity. Gene Ontology annotation, biological process: microtubule cytoskeleton organization; mitotic cell cycle. The coding region runs from base 103 to 1440 and encodes 445 amino acids. Gene Ontology annotation, cellular component: microtubule; cytoplasm. The transcript is spliced from 4 exons. NCBI's taxonomy places the organism in Eukaryota, Metazoa, Mollusca, Gastropoda, Patellidae. The record is from RefSeq and is a predicted model, not a curated record.
UUCUACACCUGUUAUAUGUAUGAUGCUGGCAGGGCGCCAUUAGACACAGCAAAAAUAUAACAAAGAAUAAAGGAAUAAAAAAGGAGGAAUAAAGGUGAAAGAAUGAGAGAGAUUGUUCAUAUUCAGGCUGGACAAUGUGGAAACCAGAUCGGAUCCAAGUUUUGGGAAGUUAUAAGUGAUGAACACGGGAUAGACCCAACAGGAACGUAUCAUGGUAAUAGUCAACUCCAGUUGGAUAGGAUCAGCGUUUAUUUUAACCAAGCUACAGGAAAUAAAUAUGUACCACGCGCUAUCCUCGUCGAUCUGGAACCAGGAACCAUGGAUUCCGUACGAUCUGGACCCUUCGGUGCUCUCUUUCGACCAGAUAAUUUUGUCUUCGGCCAAUCGGGGGCCGGAAAUAACUGGGCAAAAGGACAUUACACGGAAGGUGCCGAGUUGUUAGAAGUUGUACUUGAUGUAAUGAGAAGAGAAUCGGAAUGUUGUGACUGUCUACAAGGAUUUCAACUCACCCAUUCUCUAGGCGGUGGAACAGGGUCCGGAAUGGGUACCCUAUUAAUCAGUAAAAUUCGUGAAGAAUAUCCAGAUCGAAUCAUGAACACCUUCUCUGUCAUGCCUUCACCUAAGGUAUCUGACACAGUUGUUGAACCUUAUAACGCCACACUCUCUGUUCAUCAACUGGUAGAAAAUACAGAUGAGACAUUCUGUAUUGAUAACGAGGCUCUUUACGACAUCUGUUUUCGAACCCUCAAGCUAAGCACACCUACUUACGGCGAUCUGAACCAUCUCGUGUCAGCAACCAUGUCAGGAAUUACGACUUGUUUACGUUUCCCCGGACAAUUGAACGCUGAUUUGCGAAAGCUUGCUGUGAACAUGGUGCCCUUUCCUAGACUUCACUUCUUUAUGCCCGGAUUUGCGCCUCUGACGUCACGCAACUCCCAGCAGUAUCGCUCACUCUCCGUACCGGAACUGACGCAGCAGAUAUUCGAUGCCAGAAACAUGAUGGCUGCUUGCGAUCCCCGGCACGGACGAUAUCUAACCGUGGCAACGAUCAUGCGCGGUAGGAUGUCAAUGAAAGAAGUCGACGAACAAAUGUUAAAAAUUCAAAAUAAAAACUCGGCGUAUUUUGUUGAAUGGAUUCCGAACAACGUUAAAAUAGCGGUGUGUGACAUACCUCCCAGGGGUCUCAAAAUGUCCGCCACGUUUAUCGGCAACAGUACCGCUAUACAAGAAAUAUUUAAACGUAUUUCAGAACAGUUUACGGCCAUGUUUAAAAGAAAAGCUUUCCUCCACUGGUAUACCGGGGAAGGAAUGGAUGAGAUGGAAUUCACUGAAGCGGAAUCAAAUAUGAACGACUUAGUGUCCGAGUAUCAGCAAUACCAGGAUGCAACACUGGAUGAAACUGAUGAUUUCGAAGAAGAGGCUGAUGACGUCGUUGAAUAAAUAUUUAUAUAUUUAAAUACUUUGUAACAAAAAUACAUGUGUUAUUUGUCAUGGCGCUUUUGACAGUUUAAUAAGCAGAACUAUAUAGGAUUAUCUGUUGAUAAUUGCAUUAAAUUUUAUAUUUUAUCAUGGCGCUUUACACAAUUUAUUCAAAAAUGUAUAAAUCUAUUUAUUAACUGUUGCAAUUAUAAACCUAUUUAUUAAUUUUUUGCAUUUAUAUUUAACGUACUGCCUACCAUGCUUAAUGUUAUUUAGUUUUGUGGAAAACUCUGAAUGAGAGGUGUCAGUAGCUGGAGGAGUGGCGUGCAAUGGCGUACCUAGGAAUCUGAGCGCCUAGGGCCAAAGAAUGAUUUCGACCUAUUUUACUAUAAAAAGAGUAAAAAAAAACAACAACAGUAAAAUGAUAGGCGUUUCAUAAUUGUACCGAAUAAAUGUUAUAACAAGUAUAAUCUUAAUAUUGUAGUACUAGUUAAACAUACAUUAUGCAAGAACUAAAUCGGUCUAUUGCAGGUCUUUUUUUAGGCCUGAAAUGUUAUCUAAAUCAACUCUAGAUGGCAUCGCUAGCCUGCUAUCUUUACUGUAUUAUGAGCCGAUUUACUGCAUAAAUCUUUCCUUGACGGUUUAACGAUUAAAUUGAUAAUUGAGACUAUGCUGUUUAUCGUACUGGCUUUAGUAAUGAUGAUUAAGGCUAGCCGAAAAUUUCAACCGCUUAGUUCUCGGUUCAUAGUGGAUCAAUUUGAAUGAAAUUUUCAGCAAAUUGCCUUUACAUUAUCUAGUUUUUAACUAUUAUAGUGAUAACUGCCAACUCGUUAUCGAAUCUCCCAUAAUAUAUCUUUAAUCGUUUUGUGCGGGCGUGGCAUGCAGUGGCUUGUCAGUGGUUCUCAACGCCCUGGGGCAAAGACACCUUAGGCACCACACCACGAUAAGUCAUAAUUUCGGCUUAAAGCCUGGCUCGCACGGGUCUUCUCCAUUCUGCGUAACCCCUCGUGUCAGUUAGCGUAUAUCAAUGUGCGCUAUGUGGAACCAAGAUACCGUAUGUCGGAUUUGGGUGAGGUAAAGGUACAACUGAGGCGCUACAAAAGCCGCAUCGUUUUUUAAACACAAAUGUGACGCAAAUAGUAACGCCCUAUAAAUCUUUUUGUAUACGUUAUUAAUAUCUGAAGACGCCUAUAAAGGGAUAGACAGCUAGCUUAUAUUUGAUUUAAUGUAUGUCAGAAUGAAGUAAAGUGGUGAAUUUUU